CUGCCCUUGCGUCACCCAGCGCUGCCUCCUCCUUCUCCUCCUCCCUUCUCCCUUCUCUUCGCUUGGUAGCCGGACAGAGAUCCAAGUCCCGCUGUGUGUUGACCAGAUGCUCCCAGAGCCUUGAGUCACCUCUUCGCUCCUUCCAAUCACCCGUUGUGCAGUCAUGAUGGAUGAUGAAGAUGCCAUAAGCGAACGGGGCCUCAAUGCCUCCAGGAUGAGAUACGACGAUGAGGAAGACUUCCACUCCAUCUACAUUGGGGUUCCUGUCCCCCGCGGAUACCGGAGGAAGCGGCGCCGGAGGCGGUCAGUGUCCAGCCGGGACAAGGCUACGGAGGGUGAGAGGCACUACGAGCGGCAGGACCGGUCCGACACAGAUGAAGGCGGGCGCAUGGGCUACGAGAAUGGGAAUGACAGCGCCAGCCGGACCAUGUCUCCGGCUGCAGAGAGGCUCCGCUACAUCCUUGGAGAAGAUGACGAGCCACCGAACCCCACACUCUUCACAGAGAUGGACACUUUACAACACGACGGCGAGGAGAUGGAGUGGAAGGAGUCCGCCAGGUGGAUCAAGUUUGAGGAGAAGGUGGAAGAAGGCGGGGAACGCUGGAGCAAGCCGCACGUCUCCACCUUGUCCCUGCACAGCCUCUUUGAGCUCCGCACCUGCCUCCAGACUGGCACUGUCCUCCUCGACCUCGAUGGCUACUCCUUGCCACAGAUCAUUGAUGACGUGAUUGACAAGCAAAUAGAGGACGGCUUGCUGAAGCCGGAGCUGAAGGAGAAGAUCAGCUACGUUCUGCUGAGGAAACACCGGCACCAGACCAAGAAGCCCAUCCACCGCUCUCUGGCCGACAUGGGAAAGUCCGUCUCCAACACAAACCGCAGCCCGGUCCGGAGCCCUGCAGCUGGAGUCAGCCUCCACCGUUCAUCUGAAGACCUCCGGAUGCGGCAGAGUGCCAGCUAUGGCCGACUGCGCCAUGCGCAAAGCCGGAGCAUGAAUGACAUUACAGACACGCCAAGCACAGACCAGCUGAAGAACAAGUUCAUCAAGAAGAUCCCCAAAGACGCAGAGGCCUCCAACGUCCUAGUGGGCGAAGUGGACUUCCUGGAGAAGCCCUUUGUCGCCUUUGUCCGGCUCCUGCAGUCCACCAUGCUGGGUGGCGUCACCGAAGUCCCCGUCCCAACCAGAUUCCUCUUUAUCCUUUUGGGUCCCACUGGAAAAGCUAAAUCCUACAAUGAAAUUGGCCGUGCCAUUGCCACCCUCAUGGUGGAUGAUCUCUUCAGCGACGUGGCCUACAAAGCACGCGACCGGGAAGACCUCAUCGCCGGAAUUGAUGAAUUUCUGGACGAAGUCAUUGUCCUUCCGCCAGGAGAAUGGGACCCAAACAUCCGGAUAGAGCCGCCCAAGAAAGUGCCAUCUGCUGAUAAGAGGAAAUCGGUGUUUUCCCUGAGCGAUGCAGGACAGAUGAAUGGGGCGGCCGGUGGAGCUGGAGGAGGAGGAGGCGGUGGAGGAGGAGGAGGAGGCGGCGGCAGCGAAGACGAGGAGAUGCCAGCGGUGCACGAAAUCGGGGAGGAGUUGAUGUGGACUGGAAAGUUUUGCGGAGGCCUCUACCUGGAUAUCAAGCGAAAGCUGCCCUGGUUCCCCAGCGAUUUCUACGAAGGUUUCCACAUCCAGUCCAUCUCCGCCAUCCUCUUCAUCUACCUGGGCUGCAUCACCAACGCUAUCACCUUUGGGGGACUGCUGGGGGACGCCACCGAGAACUACCAGGGAGUCAUGGAGAGCUUCCUGGGCACGGCCAUGGCAGGAGCCAUGUUCUGCUUCUUUGCUGGGCAGCCCCUCAUCAUCCUCAGCAGCACUGGCCCCAUCCUUAUCUUUGAGAAGCUGCUCUAUGAUUUCAGCAAGGGCAACAGCAUAGACUACAUGGAGUUCCGGCUGUGGAUCGGUCUGCACUCGGCGCUGCAGUGCCUGAUCCUGGUGGCCACAGAUGCCAGCUUCAUCAUCAAGUAUAUCACCCGCUUCACAGAGGAGGGCUUCUCCACCCUCAUCAGCUUCAUCUUCAUCUACGACGCCAUUAAGAAAAUGAUCGGCGCCUUCAAGUACUACCCCAUCAACUCUGACUUCAAGCCUGACUAUGUGACACUCUACAAGUGCGAGUGCCUCGCCCCGGACCCAGUGAAUACCACCUUGUUCAAUGCUUCAGCCCCACUGGCACCAAACAACACUAACAUUUCUCUGUACAACCCCCCAAACACCACAGCGCUGGACUGGACGCAGCUGAGCAAGAAGGAGUGCCUGCGCUACGGAGGGAGCCUGGUGGGCAAGUCUUGCAAGUUCGUCCCAGACCUGGCCCUCAUGUCCUUCAUCCUCUUCUUCGGCACCUACUCCAUGACCCUCACCCUCAAGAAGUUCAAGUUCAGCCGGUACUUCCCCACCAAGGUCAGGGCCCUGAUUGCCGAUUUUUCCAUUGUCUUCUCCAUCCUUUUCUUCUGUGGGAUAGAUGCCUGUUUUGGACUGGAAACCCCCAAGUUGCAUGUGCCCAGUAUCAUUAAGCCAACCCGCCUGGACCGGGGAUGGUUUGUGUUCCCCUUUGGGAAGAAUCCCUGGUGGCUCUACCUGGCCAGCGCCCUCCCGGCCCUCCUGGUCACCAUCCUCAUCUUCAUGGACCAGCAGAUCACCGCCGUCAUCGUCAACCGCAAGGAGCACAAGCUGCGGAAAGCGGCCGGCUACCACCUGGACCUCUUCUGGGUGGGCAUCCUGAUGGCGAUCUGCUCCUUCAUGGGCCUGCCCUGGUACGUGGCGGCCACUGUCAUCUCCAUCGCCCACAUCGACAGCCUCAAGAUGGAGACCGAGACCAGCGCCCCUGGCGAGCAGCCACAGUUCCUGGGUGUCAGGGAGCAGCGGGUCACCGGCAUCAUCGUCUUUGUGCUGACAGGGAUCUCGGUCUUCCUGGCACCGAUAUUGAAGUACAUCCCCAUGCCGGUGCUUUAUGGGGUCUUUCUCUACAUGGGAGUCGCCUCGCUCAAUGGCAUCCAGUUCUGGGACCGCUGCAAGCUCUUCCUGAUGCCAGCCAAGCACCAGCCGGACUACGUCUACUUGCGCCACGUGCCGCUGCGGCGCAUCCACCUCUUCACCAUGGUGCAGAUCGUCUGCCUGGCCGUCCUCUGGAUCCUCAAGUCCACCGUUGCCGCCAUCAUCUUCCCCGUCAUGAUCCUGGCCCUGAUCCUGGUGCGGAAGAUGCUGGACUUUGUCUUCUCACAGCACGACUUGGCCUGGAUCGACAACAUCAUCCCCGAAAAGGACAAGAAGAAGGAGGACGACACGAAGAAGAAGGGCAAGAAGGGCAAGGGCGGUGGCAGCAAAGGCAGCGGCAGCAAAGGGGAGGACGACAGCUCCGAUGAGGAAAGAGGUCUUCCAGUUGGAACGCUGCGCUCUGAUACCUCCCCAAACGAGUCAGACCUGGACCGCAGCAUCACACUCCACUUGAAGAUCUCCUGCCCGACUUCUCCGGCCUUCGGCUACUCCCCCCGCAGCCCCCUCUGCGCUGUCCCGCAGGUCAAGAUCGAGAUGGAGUCCGACUACGAAGACACCGACACCGAGAAGCACGGGCGGGACAUGGGCAGCGAGACCACCCUAUAGUCCCAGCAUCCCUUCCUUCCCUAUAAUAUAUAGAAAGAUUAUAGAGACACGCCAGCCAUAUUUGGUUUUCUACGUGCAAGACAGAGGAGAGGGUCCUGUUCCUCCUCUGCCGUUUGUGGACGGACCUCUCUCCUGUUUUUGGACAGGACCAAACUGGACUCUUCCUUGCAAGACCCACUGAAGGAUACUUCUCCCUGGACUUUAGGAACUUCAUGGGAGCAAAGGAACGGGUCCAACUGCUUUUGGGGAAACUUACAGCUUGAACAUCCUCUGCACCCGAUCUUCCCAAGCUGGAUCUUCCGCCUCUUCUUAUUUUACAGCUUUCUCCAAGCCUUUAAAACCAUUCCAGCCCUAAAAGAAUCCUGGUCAGGUGACUCUUUGAAGACCUGCUCUUGGCACAAUUUGCAAACCAUUGUUUUUGCACACAGAAACAGCACUUUUGUGUAAGAGCUGGUCAGCUUUUGAUCUCACCAAGAAAACGUGUUCUGCUCAUUAAGAAAACAUGAGCAUUCCACCAGAGGCAUUUUUCUUCGUAAACUCCACAUGCAAUUGCAUCGAAUAGGAAAACAGCAGUUGUCUGCACGGAAAACAGCGUUUUUGUACGAGAUAAGAUUUUAGCUUGUCUAGCAAAUGAAAUGAGGGCAUUUCUGCUCCUUAAAAUAUAAGCUUCCAUUAGAGAAUCCCAGGCGUGGUUGAUUUGCCUAGUAAACAGAAGUGAUUUUUCUUUAUGGAAUACAGCAGUGGUUCUCAACCUGGGUGUCGGGACCUCUGGGGGGUGUCGCGAGGGGGGUGUCAGAGGGGUCACCAAAGAGCAUCAGAAAACACAGUAUUUUCUGUUGGUCAUUGGGGUUCUGUGUGGGAAGUUUGGCCAAAUUCUAUCAUUGGUGGGAUUCAGAAUGCUCUUUGAUUGUAGGUGAACUAUAAAUCCUAGCAACCACAACUCCCAAAUGUCAUGGUCUAUUUUCCCAAAACUCCACCAGUGUUUGCUUUUUGGUAUACUGAGUAUCUGUGCCAAAUUUGGCCCAGUUCCAUCAUUGUUUGAGCCCACAGUGCUCUCUGGAUGUAGGUGAACUACAACUCCAAAACUCAAAGUCAAUGUCCAUCACACCCUUCCUCUGGAUGGGUUUUCUGUUGGUCAUGGGAGUUCUGUGUGCCAAGUUUGGUUCAAUUCCAUCGUUGGUGGAGUUCAGAAUGCUCUUUAAUUGCAGGUGAACUAUAAAUCCCAGCAAGUACAACUCCCAAAUGACAAAAUCA
This is a messenger RNA of Anolis sagrei ordinatus, 4885 nucleotides long. Lineage: Eukaryota; Metazoa; Chordata; Lepidosauria; Squamata; Anolidae. The record is from RefSeq and is a predicted model, not a curated record.